GUAUAUAAAAGCAAGUGCUUGCCGCGCUGCCGCCUGUAGUAACAAUUCGGGCACAAACCAGACCAGAUCCUCGCCCAACAUUAAAUAUCGGUGGGAAUUCACAUAAAAUAGUGCAACAUGAGGAAGCAUUGCAUCCAUUGGAUUUGGCUGGUGCUGCUGCUGCCGCGGCUGAUCCACGUGAGGGCCGAGCAGCAGGCGGAUGAGCACAGAAUCCAGCGGCGCUUCAUGUGGCAAGAGAUGAACAACUCGGUGAUGGGCAGCGUCCUGGGGCGCAUGUUCGGCGGUGCCAGGGCCAUGAAGACUAUGUUCACGGACCUCCUGCCGAGCCCCGCGGUGUCGGUGCACACGAAGAAGAGCCCCGCACCGAUCGACCUGCGGCCCACGGAGAUGACGCGCGUGAAGUACAUCAUCCGGAAUCCGCACACCCACAAGCCGAUGAAGAUCAUCAAGAUGCGGCCGUCGGCCAAGAAGGUGGUGCAGCUGCGGCGACCCCUGCCCAAGACCAGGCCGGGCGUGGGGACGGAGGCGACAACGCACUCCCUCAGCUACGACCAUCGGAUGCGACAGCUGGAGAAGGAGCAGGAGCUGAUCGCCGAGGGCAAGGCACCGCUGACCAGCGACGAGGAUCUCAUGGACAAGUACUUCCGGAAGAAGGCCAAGGGGGGCCCGGGGAGUGCCAGCAACGAAGUCGUCUCCGGCAAGAUCAUGGAGUACCAGAGCUGGAAGCCCGUCUACAAGGCCGGCGAGCAGCCCAGCAGCGGCUCCUUUGUGACCCUGCGGCCACAGGCCCUCACACAGCUCCACACGGAUAUAUCCAGUAGCGGGAGGGACCACGACCAUGAGCUCCUGCCCAAGCCGGAGAAGCUGGUGGGCUACGAGUACGGCAGCGAGGAGGAGACCGAGAACGAGCUGGCCAAGCAGAUGGGCCACCGCUACGAGGUCACCGAGCACACGGGCGACUCCAGCGGGGAGUACGAGGCAGUGGCAUCGAUGGAGAGCGGCUUUGUGCCCAUCAAGGGGUAUCGGAGUCAACCGCCGCAGGAGCAGCAUCCACCGCGGCCCAGGAGCCGAGGCACAUCCACCAGCAGCACCACGACCAGCACCACCGAAGCCCCCAACUACCCGCCGUCGUUCCUGAAGAAGUACCGCGAACGGGAGGCGGCGGCCACCACCACCAGACGACCUCGGAAGCAGCACAAGCAGCAGCAGCAGCAGCCGCAGCAGAUCCACGGCGGCGACGGAGGGGGUGGUGACAGUGAGGAAGACUCGAUCACCACCAGCCAGCCGUCCUCCUCGAUGAGCAGCCUGCGGGCCCGUCUCCAGGAGCAGCAGCGUCGCACCAAGCACCAGCACCAGCACCAGCACAAGCAGCGGCUGGAGGACGAGGAGUACGAGGCGGCCCUGGUGGAGGCCAUGCACGGGGACAAGUGGCCGGCGGAGGUGCACCACAGCGGCUACCAGCUGAGCAGCCCCAUCGGCCCGAGUGCAGUGGCCUUCGAGCAGGCGGUGCCACAACCAGGAGCAGGAGCAGCCAAGUAUCCCAAUCCCAAGGAGCACAAGCGGCCGCCGCGGGCCAACAUCCGGGAGCGGGGAUCAGUGAAGUUUGGCGACAAGCCCAGCUACGAGGACGAGGAGGCGGCCUGAUGAUACGACAGGAGGGGCGGGGGGACACGAUAUUACCCAACCAAAGAGCCAAAGCUGCAGUUAAGCCAGGAGCGGCGGGGGGGAGUUAAGUUAGGCUUAAAAAAGUUAACCAACAAUUAAGUUUAAUUGCCUAAUCUAACGACUAAGUAAAAGCGAAUUAGAAGAAGAAAAAAUGUAACAAUUUAA
Molecule: messenger RNA, 1830 nt
Organism: Drosophila pseudoobscura
Lineage: Eukaryota; Metazoa; Arthropoda; Insecta; Diptera; Drosophilidae
Exons: 3
Coding region: 118-1644 (508 amino acids)
Source: RefSeq, a predicted model, not a curated record